AUGAUGUCGACAAGAUCUGUUCAACUUUUUUGCUUACUUAUUUGUUCUCUGGUCAUCAGCAAAACUGAUUCUACAAAACUAAAUGAAUCACUGAAACAAGAGAAAGGAACAGAUCAUGCAUAUUUUGUCGUUAAAACGACUGUUCAGAAUGCUGUGUCAAAAGGAGCAGUUUGCCUGGACGGAUCACCUCCAACGUAUCAUCUUGAUCGAGGAUUUGGACAUGGAGUCAGAAACUGGAUUAUUCUACUCUCAGGAGGAGCAUGGUGCAGAAACAUCACAGAUUGCCUGAACCGUUCCAAGACUGACUUGGGUUCUUCAAAACUUAUGCUGCCAUUUAUAUUUUUAGGCAUUUUCAGCAAGAGCAAAAGAGAAAAUCCAGACUUUUACAAUUGGAACAAAGUCUUUGUUAGGUAUUGUGAUGGUGGAGCUUUCACAGGAGAUAUCGAAAGGGUUGAUCCUGCUACCAAUCUUCAUUUUAGAGGUGCAAGGAUAUUUGAUGCAGUAAUUGAGGAUCUUUUAGCAAAAGGAUUAAAGGAUGCGAAGAACGCCAUUCUUUCUGGCGGUUCUGCUAAUGGAUAUCCAGCAAUGCUAUACUGUGACCACUUCCACAAUUUAUUGCCUAAAGCUCAUAGAGUGAAAUGCUUGGUUGAUGCUGGUUAUUUUAUCCGUGUGAAAAAUCCACUGCUAUCAAAUGUGUUUGAGUCUAUCUUUACAGAUGUUGUUACUUUACAUGGAUCUACUAAAAUGUUACCAAAAUCAUGCACUUCAAGAAUGAAACCGGAAUUGUGUUUCUUCCCAGAAAACAUACAACAAGAUAUCAAGACGCCAUUUUUUACUGUGAUGUCAGCAUUUGAUAGUUAUCAGGUGAACAGUAUUAUAGGGCCUAAUAUCGGCGAAUACAUUCAAGCCAGAAAUUGCACUGAAAGUCAGAACAAUGCUUUCAAAGAAUUGAGGUCGGAAUUCCUAAGAGCUUUGCCCAAAGCAAAUGAUCCAAAACAAAGAGGAGCUUUCAUUGACUCUUUCAAUCGUCAUACACAGCUUGAACUAUGGUGGAAUAAAAUCAAUGCCACUCCGGUUAAUAAUCUGACAACAAUUAAGGUAUUUGGUGAUUGGUAUUAUGAUCGAAAAUACUCUUAUGUGAUCGAUGAGCAUGAAUUGCCACUCCCUGUUUAUUUAUACAACAACGGUACUCUCAAGUCUCGUGGAUAA
Messenger RNA from Solanum dulcamara, 1209 nucleotides. RefSeq names its product pectin acetylesterase 8-like. The transcript is spliced from 12 exons. Gene Ontology annotation, biological process: cell wall organization. NCBI's taxonomy places the organism in Eukaryota, Viridiplantae, Streptophyta, Magnoliopsida, Solanales, Solanaceae. Bases 1 to 1209 code for a protein of 402 amino acids. The record is from RefSeq and is a predicted model, not a curated record. Gene Ontology annotation, molecular function: pectin acetylesterase activity. Gene Ontology annotation, cellular component: plant-type cell wall.